Arctia plantaginis is the source of this 1254-nucleotide messenger RNA. Lineage: Eukaryota; Metazoa; Arthropoda; Insecta; Lepidoptera; Erebidae. The record is from the annotation of a GenBank genome assembly.
AUGACUAAAUAUUUGUACAGUGAGAAACAUAUAGAGAGACCUUUUCUUGUCACUUAUGUGAGGAGUUCGUUACUGUUUAUUUAUCUUUUAAUACUGUGUUUCACACCUCCAACGAGGGAUCCCUGCCAGCCUGCUGAUUAUACACAAUUAUUAGAACCUAUAGCUGAAACUGAUGACGAAAAUUAUUUCAAUGAAUCAAAUAGUAGUUUGGGUGACUCCACCUUUGUCCCUGUCAGAGCUGGGGAGACAACAGACAGUGAUGAUGCAGCACCUAGAGCUGUCCGGUUUAAUAAAGUAGCAGAGGUCCGCGUCAUGUCAGCAGCAAUGGCCAGUGAGGCUCUGCUCGCGAGGUUGUCAUGGGCCGCUUCUGUACGGGCAACUGAACAUGCUCAACGUCGUGCUGCUGCUGCCGCUACCAGACGCCACCUCAGACUCGCACUUCUUUUCUGUAUACCUUGGUUCAUAUCAAACUACCUAUACCGGUUAAGCAUAUUACACACGAGUACUGGCUCAGCGACUAUGUAUACGUCAACGGCGGGCGCAUUUGCGUUGUCACUCGGCGCUAUAUUUGCUCAAGUUCCCAACGAUCGAUUCACGCUGUCCAAAUGUAUUGCUGUACUACUUACAGCUGCUGGACUUGUAGUAUUGGGCAUAUCAGAAAGCCAUCAAACAAACUGGAUAGCAGUGUUGGCCGCACUAGGCUCAGCGCUGUGUUAUGCAAUACAUUUACUUAUAUAUAGACAAGCUUUAAGAAACGGGGAUGAUAUUAACUCCUCUUUACUCGUUGGACUGGUGGGGUGCGCGUGCGGGUGCCUGGCGUGGGUGGUGGGCGGGCUGCUGGCGGCGGGCGGCGUCGAGCGCGCCGACCUGCCGCCGCCGCGCCAGUGGACCUGGCUGCUGCUGGACGCCGCGCUCGGCCCGCUACUGCUCGAGUCGCUCUGGCUCUGGGGCAGAUCGUUGACGUCGCCGCAGGCGGCUACGGGGAUCCUGGGACUGGCGGUGCCGCUGUCGCUGUGCGUGGAGGAGUGGCGCGGGGGUGGGGCGGGGGGCGCGGGCGGCGCGUGGCGGGGGCUGGCCGCGGCGCUGGCCGGCGCGGGCUGGGCCGCCGCCGCCGCGCACCUCACGCCGGACUUCUCGCUCUUCACCUGCCUCACCGACAGGCUCAGGGCCGCCGAGGGGUUCGCAGUAAUACGAAAUCUUCCUGACCUCGACGAGCAAUCGGAAGCGUUGAUGUCGUCGGACGAGCCGACGUAG